AACCCAAGAACCAAAAUGACGGUUCUAUCCUCAUCGGUUCCCAAAAACCGCCGCCCUCCUCGAACCCCGCUCCUCCCUCAGAAGUCCGACGACGAAUCUUUCGAUGCCCACGGAUCCGGAUUCGAUGGCGCCUCUAAUUCAGGAGCCGUCUUCAAACUCUCCACCACCAUUGUCGGAGCUGGAAUCAUGGGCCUCCCAGCCACAGUCAAUCAACUCGGCUUGAUCCCCGGUCUCCUCACAAUCAUAUGCGUCUCUAUGUUAACCAAAUCAUCAAUCGAUAUGAUCCUCAGGUUUAGCCGUGCCUCCAAGUCCGCUACCUAUUCUGGCGUAGCCGCCGACGCUUUCGGUGCACCCGGCUGUAACAUCCUUCAAGCCUGCAUCGUCAUCAACAACUUGGGGAUGCUCGUUGUUUACAUGAUCAUCAUAGGUGAUGUGUUAUCGGGGACUUGGGAAGAUGGGUUCCACCACAGGGGAUUAAUGGAAGAAUGGUUCGGGGAGCAUUGGUGGACCACUCGUUCGGCUUUACUCUUGCUCACCACACUUUUCGUCUUCGCUCCUCUCAUUUCAUUCAAGCGCGUUAAUUCACUGAGAUACAUAUCAACAUUGUCGGUUGGCUUAGCGCUUGUGUUUGUGGCAAUCACGGCGGGAGUUGUGGUUGUUAAGUUGAUCGAAGGCAAAAUCGGAAUGCCUCGACUAAUGCCAAAACUGGUUAACCAGGCAUCGUUUUGGAAGCUUUUCACCUCUGUCCCUGUUGUAGUUACUGCUUAUAUAUGCCACCAUAAUAUACUCCCAAUAGAGAAUGAACUGAAAGACUCUACACAGUUGAAGUCAAUAGUUAGAAAGUCCCUUGCAUUAUGCUCUUCUGUCUACAUUGCUACCAGCUUUUUCGGAGUAGUCCUCUUUGGGGAUCAUACAAUGGAUGAUGUGAUUGCCAAUUUUGAUGGCGAUCUCGGGAUUCCAUAUAGUUUGUUGCUUGAUGAUCUGGUUAGAGUGAGCUAUGGCCUUCACCUGAUGCUUGUCUUCCCAAUUGUGUUUUUCUCCCUUCGUCUCAACGUAGAUGGCCUUUUACUUCCAUAUGCCAUUCCUAUUGCUUUUGAUGACAGGAGGUUCUUCUCGGUAACAGUAGCUCUUAUGGGAUUUAUACUUAUGGGAGCCAACUGUGUUCCUAGUAUCUGGGAUGCCUUCCAGUUCACUGGUGCAACUGCUGCAGUUUGUGUUGGCUUCAUCUUUCCGGCUGCAAUCACCCUGAGGGACACCCAUGGAAUUGCAACAAAGAAUGAUAGACUAAUAUCAUGGAUGAUGAUCUUUCUUGCAGUCUCAACUAGCACAGUGGCGGUGACUAGUGACAUUUAUAGCCUUUUUUUUAGCGUCGACAAAGGAAUUACAUCAUAGUAAGAUGGAUGUAUGCUUAUCUGGGUGCAUUGAGAUAGUCGGAAACUCGAUCUGAUUUGAUGAAUGGGGGGUCACUGGUAUCUCAAUCGAUAUUAUGAGCCUAUAUAUAAGCUUUGAAAAAUAAGGGAAUGAAAGAAUGGGAAUUAUAUAGUUUGAUAAAAAAAAUAUUUUUUGGUGUAACAAGACUUGAAUAAUGCAAUAUUGAUGUCAUUGUGUUGGGUUGUUCUGUUUUUCUG
Messenger RNA from Hibiscus syriacus, 1628 nucleotides. Its product is annotated as amino acid transporter AVT6A-like. Gene Ontology annotation, biological process: amino acid transmembrane transport. The record is from RefSeq and is a predicted model, not a curated record. Bases 16 to 1392 code for a protein of 458 amino acids. NCBI's taxonomy places the organism in Eukaryota, Viridiplantae, Streptophyta, Magnoliopsida, Malvales, Malvaceae. The transcript is spliced from 5 exons. Gene Ontology annotation, molecular function: amino acid transmembrane transporter activity.